CGCAACGACUCAAGAGAGUGGAGGAGUGGAGGAAGGAGGAUGAUGGGAGCGAAUAUAAUCCCCCUUAAGUGACCCAUAUUUUACAGUAGACCUAAAUAUUAUCUAGGCUAGUUCUAGUUCUCGAGGAUUUUUCUCCACCAAGAUGUCGGCGUCGGCGAUAUUUAUCCUCGACCUGAAGGGAAAGGUGCUAAUCUGUCGUAACUACAUGGGGAACAUGGACAUGAAUGAGAUUGACCAUUUUAUGCCCAUCCUGAUGAAGAGAGAAGAGGAUGCGGAGAUGACACCUCUGGUCACCCACGGCUCCUCGCACUUCCUGUGGAUCAAGCACAGCAACCUCUACUUGGUGGCGAUGACGAAGAAGAACGCCAAUGCUGCCCUGGUGUACUCGUUUCUUUAUAAAAUUGUCCAGGUAUUUAAGGAGUACUUUAAGGAACUUGAGGAGGAAAGUAUUCGUGACAACUUUGUGACGGUGUAUGAGCUGAUGGACGAAGUGAUGGACUUCGGUUUCCCACAAACAACUGAUAGCAAGAUCCUACAAGAGUACAUCACCCAGCAGGGUCAUAAAUUAGAGGUUGGGGCUCCUCGACCUCCCGCCACUGUCACCAAUGCUGUGUCUUGGCGGUCAGAAGGCAUCAAGUACAGGAAGAACGAAGUUUUCAUGGAUGUCAUCGAGUCAGUAAAUCUACUGGUCAGUGCCAAUGGCAGCGUCCUGCGGAGUGAAAUAGUGGGCACCAUCAAGCUCAAAGUGGUCCUGUCGGGGAUGCCUGAGCUCAGACUGGGCCUCAAUGACAAAGUGCUGUUUGAAAUCACAGGCAGAGAGAAGAGUAAGACAGUGGAGCUGGAGGAUGUGAAGUUUCAUCAGUGUGUCCGUCUGUCACGCUUCGAGAACGACCGCACCAUCUCUUUCAUCCCCCCUGACGGCGAGAGCGAGCUCAUGUCCUACCGUCUCAACACUACAGUGAAGCCUCUCAUAUGGAUUGAGAGCGUGAUUGAAAAGUUCUCUCACAGUCGUGUGGAGAUCAAGGUGAAGGCUCGGAGUCAGUUUAAGAGCCGCUCCACUGCCAACAAUGUGUCCAUUCUGGUGCCAGUGCCCAGUGAUGCUGACUCACCCAAGUUCAAGACCAGCACAGGCAGCGCCAAGUGGGUGCCCGAGAAGAGCGUGGUGCAGUGGAACAUCAAGUCCUUCCCUGGUGGUAAGGAGUACAUGAUGCGGGCACACUUUGGGCUACCCAGUGUGGAGAGCGAUGAGCUGGACGCAAAGAGACCAAUCACAGUGAACUUUGAGAUCCCUUAUUUCACCGUGUCUGGGAUCCAGGUACGUUACCUUAAGAUCAUAGAGAAGAGCGGUUACCAGGCAUUACCCUGGGUGCGCUACAUCACGCAAAGUGGAGAUUACCAGCUCCGGACAAACUAAAGGGCACAGAUGCUGCUAGACGAAUGGAUAUUUUUUCUCUCUCUGUCUGUCUUCCUCUCCCUCUCCUCUCUUCAUUUCUUUGGCUCCCUGUCUGCAAUGGACAACAGAGGACAGGCGCAGGAGGACACAUGAAAUUGUUCCAUAGUAAGACAACCCUUUCCUUAGGACGGAAAAGGCUGUUACAUCACCUCUGACCUGUGAUUUUUUUAAGGGCUCCUCAGGACUCCAGCAAAAGGUUUUAAUAUGUGAAUAAUGAACUGAUAACUUUGGCUUCCGGCAAGCUCUCAUUUCGGGGUUAAUUAAGAAAAGAAUUGGGAGAAAAAUACUUUACUUUUUAUCAUGAUUUCUUCUGAAAGACAAAAUUUUGAAAUAUUAUGAAAUAUAGAAUUUGGAGAACUGCCUUUUCUGGGUACUUGGCUUGUCCACUGAGAUGUGUAGCUUUCUACUGUUUAACAUGUAAACCAAACAUUGUGUAGUGCCAAUAUAGAGUAAGUGUGAUGGGUCAUUGUUUAUUUCUCAAAGGGCCAUAAUAUUGCAGACUGAUUUCUCUGAAAGAAAGGUGUGCCACGUCCUCAUCAAAUUUGAUCCUUUUCUUUAAGCAUAGUUAUUGCUUUAUGCAGAAUUUUAACCUCUACAUCACGUUUGGGCACAUCUGUCAGCAUCUUUAACUGUGCUGGUUUUUUACUCCUCAUAUGUUUUGUCCUUAAUAACCACUUUAUGAUCCAUAUAAAGUACAUUUUAACUCUGUUGUUAAUCUCCAUCCCUCUCAAAGGCAUAUGUUUUGCCAGAAACUCGAUAUUAUAUAUUCAUUGCCUUAAAAAAUUGCCUAUGUAUCAUCACCUUUAGCACUGUGAACAUAAUCCCCAGUGCACUGAAUCUAACACCAGCGACCAGAUCAAUGAUUAAUAAGGCACAAUAUUGUCAGAGGCGUUGGCAGUGUAACAUAAUGCCGUCAACGCGCUCCCACGGGGCCUGUAACCUUGUCCUUGUGCUCAAAAUCAGCUUGCAGCUUUGAAGCAGAGAGUGGAGGAAAGAGCACGAUGCAGAUAUUUUUUUGUCAUAUUUCUAUCUGUUGUUUAUCCUUUACUAGUCAGUCCCCUGUGGGAAACUGAAGGACAGAACAAGGGGUUGAGGAGGGGGGAGCAGGACAAAGGUAAAAUAACCUGCAGGGAUUUCUUUGCAGAAUCUAAGAAUAUUGACAAUAUGUUGAGGUAAUUGUUUUUCAGUGACUUUUUGGUUUGUUUGGUUUUUUUUUUAUAUGUCAGCCUCUGCAGGCCGAUAUGCUACUUCAGAGCAGUUUGUGGUGUUAUUCACUCCCUCUGUUGUGCAUGCAUCGCACCACAUCAGUUCAGCUGCAGUGCCACCAGCAAAGAAGAGAGUCCUGCAUCCACUUACUGCAUCUCUGCUGUUGAGUUCAAAACCUUUUACAAUCAUUCCAUUUUCUGUUGUGGGGACAUUUUUCUGACACCAAUGAGGAUUGAUAGUGUGUGUGUGUGUGUGUGUGUGUGUGUGUGUGUGUGUGUGUGUGUGUGUGUGUGUGUGUGUGUGUGUGUGUGUGUGUGUUAAUUUAUCACCUACUGUUUGUUGAUAGGAAGCAAAGGGAUAUAUUUGGAAAUAAACCAUUUUUUGUAUCUUG
This is a messenger RNA of Plectropomus leopardus (leopard coralgrouper), 3050 nucleotides long. It is a transcript of the gene ap1m3, whose product is annotated as adaptor related protein complex 1 subunit mu 3. The record is from RefSeq and is a predicted model, not a curated record. Gene Ontology annotation, biological process: vesicle-mediated transport; intracellular protein transport. Gene Ontology annotation, cellular component: clathrin adaptor complex. NCBI's taxonomy places the organism in Eukaryota, Metazoa, Chordata, Actinopteri, Perciformes, Serranidae.